This is a messenger RNA of Helicoverpa zea (corn earworm), 8003 nucleotides long. RefSeq names its product segmentation protein cap'n'collar-like. Gene Ontology annotation, cellular component: nucleus. Lineage: Eukaryota; Metazoa; Arthropoda; Insecta; Lepidoptera; Noctuidae. The coding region runs from base 646 to 3846 and encodes 1066 amino acids. Gene Ontology annotation, molecular function: DNA-binding transcription factor activity, RNA polymerase II-specific; RNA polymerase II cis-regulatory region sequence-specific DNA binding. The record is from RefSeq and is a predicted model, not a curated record. Gene Ontology annotation, biological process: regulation of transcription by RNA polymerase II. The transcript is spliced from 22 exons.
UCGAACCGAAGUCAGUCACAAACCGAUUUCGACGUCGUACGAUCUUGUUAUUUGAUGUUAUUUCAUCAAUAAUUAAUAAAAUAACCUUCGUAUUAACUUCUAAGUGUUUUUAGUGUAACUAUUUACAGUUUAAGUGCGAACCUGAGACAAAUAUCAGUGUAAUACGCGAGUGUACACAGUGAUAACUGGAACGUUAUAAAAAACAGUAAAUUUUGCUGUUUUCCAAGUGCUUUUACGUGUUUUUGUGGAUUAUCUUCCGUUAUAGGAGUUAACGGAGCAUAUCAUACCUUUACUGCAGCGGUCUUUGUGUAUAAAAAGUUUCUUUAUUAUAUUUUUAACCUAUUCGUAACUUCUUAGAGGUAACAUUACUUUUUUUUUUUAAUUGGAGAUAAAUUAACAUCAGUGAUUUGGACAAACCAGUGAUACAAAUAGAACUUGUCAAAAAACCCAGUGAAAAUGUGUUUCCUAAAAAUGUCUUCAACACUAACAGACAGUAUUGACAAGUGACAGCUGUCAAAAUGACGGAAAGGAGAAGGAAGAAGACGAGAAAUUUUAUUAAUAACUUUAGGACUAUAUAGCGGUUAAAUAAUUAAUUAAAUUUCAAAAAUAUCUGAUCUCAUCUGUGCUCAAUUUUAAGUUACUACAAUGAUUUCGCUGAAGAAGCUGUAUGGAGAUGAGUUGCUUCGGCUGGCCUUGGUCCUUAGCCUUCUCAAGGUGGACCCCAAUGAUUACUUAGAACGGGAGACCCAGCAGAUGUUAGCUGGGCUCCACAUAUCCAACGGAUCCGACUGGUCUCUAGAACAAGAAGCAAGAACGCUCAUAAGACCAAGAUUCGUCCACCCAAAGUCGCUAGACAACAUCCUAAUUAACUACGAAAGACAAUUAUUCGAAGAACUAAACUCCCUCGGUCGAUAUGGUAAUUCAGAUUUAGAAUAUAAUGACCGGAUAUGGAACAACAGAGCUCCAAUACUUCAUACAUAUUUAGUAAAUAAUGUAGCUACGGACACAGUAGCGCCCGCGCUCGCUGCGGCGACGGUCGCUGAAAAUGCUGACCAGGACUCUGUCUCCGCUGACGAGAAUGUAGCUCAAGAAGUCAAAGUUUCCGAUGAAGAAGAAGAAACGACUCAGAAUGAGGUGCAGGAACACCCAGAUGCAAUCGUCACUCUAUCACCAGGUCAUAACAGAACUCAGGAAGACAUUUUCGCUGAAAUAGCAUCACGGUCUUUUGACGUCAACGAGCUACUAGUACACCCUUCAGAAAUGCAGAUUAAGCAAGAAGAACCGGACUAUGAAGUCCGAGUAAAGCAAGAAGAAGAUGAUGAUCUUUACAGCGAUAAUGCUAUAGAUUUCAUGCCGUAUUUCAAUCCUAAGAAUGAAAUGGAUUUGGGAGAUACCAAUUCAGUAUUUCAACAAAACAUGGCGGAUCUCCAAGAGUUUGGGGAGAUUGAUGAAGCCAAAGAAUUGAAGAAUGAUUUAGAGUACCUGGAUGUUAAACAGCAGCAAGAAAACUUGGAGCAAUACUUAAUGGAGAAUACUCCAUUAGAUUCUGAAGUGUACGAACUAGCUCCGAUGUUCGAAGAGGAAUUGGUUCUUAAUGUGAAGAGAGAACGGGCCAGUACCAGUUUUACAGCUAGUUCGAGUGGUGUCAGUGAUAUGGAAGCUUCCAGUGAUGGAGUGGACGUGAAGAUUGAGCCUGAUGAAGGCCAUCAUACUGGGGAUGAACUGACUCAGGAGGAUAUGGACCUGAUCGAAGUACUAUGGAAGCAGGACGUGGAUAUGGGCUUCUCCUUGGAGGAUCCUGUGCAGCCGGAGGGUCCAACCGCUACCAAGGUGCUUGGAGACGAGAUUGAGAAGGAGCUGAAGUUGGCAGAAGAGAAGAUCGUCAAGAAGAAUGAGGAGAAGGCGGAAAUUGAGAAGGUCAAGGCUUCUCUUCUGGAUCCUGAGAUUAAGGAGGAUGAUCCCUGGGCCGGACUCUCUUACACCGUGGAUACUGAAACUGGUGAAUACGUGAUCCAGGGCGAUCUUCCUCGGGAGCUGGUGAGCAGUGAGGAGUCUAGGUUCGACCUGCUAGAGGAAGCUCUAGGCCUGGUCGAGCUCGGAGACGAGGCUGAUACGAAGAAUGAACCGCCUGAGGCGAUAGAAGGCAGCAGCAGCGGCACCGGCUCCGAGAUGCUGCACCCAGCCAUGCGGCACGUGCCGCAUCAUCCUCUUGCGCAUUACCAUAACCAGUCGUUGAUGCGCUCCAUGUCGGUGGAGCAACGCUGGCAGGACCUGGCGUCUCUGCUGACAAUACCGCCCCCACCGCCCCCGGAGCAGUACCAGCACUACCAUCCCCACCAUCACCAGCACCACGCGCACAACAUCUCUAGCCACGGCGCGGCGGCUGGCUAUGGACCGAACUACCACGCUUCGAUACCGCCCGUCCCUGAGAAACACCCUGAGGCCUACGGUGGCGCAGCGGCUCCACUGGAGGGUGCUUACAAGGUGGAGGCGGCUCAGCAUCCGCAACAGCACGAUCCACUCUACUAUCAGAAUGCUUCCGCGGAGAUGACUGGGCCGACGAACCAGGACGGGUUUCUCCAGUCUAUCCUGAACGAUGAAGACCUGCAGCUCAUGGAUAUGGCUAUGAACGAAGGGAUGUACACAAUGCGAAUGCUGGACGGUGCCGGUCCUCACCACGCGCCUCACCACACCCACUCUCAUAUGAUGAUGACAGAGCGGGACUCUGCAUCUGACAGUGCAGUAUCUUCUAUGGGAUCUGAACGAGUACCUUCUCUGUCUGAUGGUGAAUGGUGUGAUGGAAGCGAUUCUGCCCAGGAGUUUCACAGCUCGAAAUUCAGGCCGUAUGAUAGCUCAUUCGGAAGAGAGCGGUCGAAUCCUCAUCAGCCACAGAAGAAGCACCAUAUGUUUGGCAAACGUUGCUUUCAGGAGCAGCCGGCUCCAACCUUGGACCCUGUUGGCAGACCGAGCGUUGUGAAGUAUGAAUGCCCUGAGCAGACAUACCAUCAUGAAAAUAUGCACAUGCACAAUGUAGAGUUCGCCCCCCGGCCGCAGUUAGCGCCACCGCACGUGACCAACCUGCACGCUCCCGCCCUGGAUCUGAAUACCGCACACUCGAGCCAUGCUUUACUACAGAGUAACAUCCCAAGUCCGGCACCGCCACGCUUCGCGUACGCCACACCCGAGCGCGUGCGACACAACCACACCUACAGCGCUCCGCUCGCCAACGACCAGCGGCCCGCCGCUGUCAGGGACAAACGGGUGCGGCGGCUAACAGAUGGAAGUAUGUCGGACGGAGGAUCGUCGGCCACCAGUAGCGGCCAGCACUUGUCGAGAGACGAGAAACGCGCUAAAGCAUUAGUUACUGCAGGCAUACCUCUGGAGGUGCAAGACAUAAUCAACCUCCCAAUGGACGAAUUUAACGAGCGUCUCUCCAAGCACGACCUCAGCGAGGCACAGCUGUCCUUGAUCAGGGACAUCAGAAGACGCGGGAAGAAUAAGGUGGCAGCUCAAAACUGCCGCAAACGCAAGCUAGACCAGAUCACUUCUCUAGCAGACGAGGUCCGCACAGUGCGGGACCGCAAGCAGCGCACACAGAGAGACCACUCCAACCUGCUCGCCGAGCGACAGCGAGUCAAGGAGCGCUUCGCGGCGCUAUAUCGACAUGUGUUUCAGAAUCUACGCGACCCUGAAGGCAGGCCGCUCUCUUCGCAGCAGUACUCGCUGCAGCAGGCCGCUGACGGCAACGUGGUGCUGGUACCCAAGAUGCCUCAGCACCAAGAUCAUCCGAUGAACCGCACUUCAGACGACGACAUGGACAGGAAAGCUAAAAGCUACGACCAGUGACAUACCGCCUACUACAACCAGUUCCCGAGAUGGUAACACACAUACAAACACACAGACUCGAGACCAUGCAAUAAAUUUGUAAUAUAGUUAUAUGCAGCACUACUAAAGUAAUAGUAAAAAAGGAUGAUAUGUCAUUUUGGUUCCGUUUUUGAUAUGUCAUGAUAUUUGUCAAAUGUCAAAAUAUCAAUGUCUGUUUUUGAUUUCUUCUCUUGUCACAAAAAACUAUAAUUUCGCAAUAAAAUAAAUAUCAAGUCUUUCGAAGCGUGAUGUUUUGAUAUUUGACAAAUAUCACUAAAAAUCUUUUGUUGGUUUGAAUUUUUAAAAAAUGUAUAUUAAACUUUUAAGUAAAAGGAUUCAAGCAUUUUGUAAAAUAUUAAUAGUGUCAGUGUGUAUUGUAUAAAAAAUAAGAAUUGUCACAAUAUUUGAAAUAUUUACACUCAACAAUUUUGACUUUUGAUCAAAUUUUGACUUUCCACUCUCAGUAAUACAGUUGUCAAUUAUAUCUUUGGCAAUCGUUACGGGUAGUCAGAAGCCAGUAAGUCUGACACCAGUCUAACCAAGGAGUAUUGGGUUGCCCGGGUAACUGGGUUGAGGAGAUCAGAUAGGCAGUCGCUCCUUGUAAAACACUGGUGCUCAGCUGCAUCCGGUUAGACUGGAAGCCGACCCCGACAUAGUUGGGAAAAGGCUCGAGAGAUGAUGUUUAGAAUUGAUCAAAAGUAAUUUUGUAAAGUGUUAUAUCUAGAACACAACUUUAGCCUUGUCUAAAAAAUGUCCUAGGAAUUACCAACUGCUUUAUACAGCUUUUUUACUAAAAGGCUAGACAUUUUUGAGUUUUUUUUUUUCAAAAAAAAAGGAACAUAAUAUGUUUGUGAUGCAAAAAAAAGAAUUCCAUUUUUUUUUAGUUCUCGAUUAGCGAAUUUUAAAUUGAGUUUUUGAGUAGCCGCACACUGCAAACUUUUAGUCGGCCGAUAGUCUGUUUGGGCUCGUUAAUCAGUAUGAAGAUGAAUGGUAGUGCGCACAUUACAAAGAUCAUAUUUAGCCGGUAUCAGACCGACUGAAAAGUUGGAUUGCAAUCAAGAUUUUCUUAAAAAAAAAAAUUGUAACUGUCGGUCGACUGUUUAGUUUGCACUGUGCGGGUUCUUAGUGUUUUUUGCAAAAAAAUCGAACAGAUGAGAAAUAACAUUUUUGAAAAUAUUGCAAGUAUGUAUCUCUUGUUGUAUAUUUGAUUCGUAGCAAAUUUUUCGUUUUCGAUUUAUAUAUUUUUUUGUAAAAAUCAUCGUAAAUUUUUCGAUUUAUAAAAAAAAAACUGUGUUUAUUUUUUUGGUUACCGACAAAAAUUUUGCAAAAAAAAAAACGAAAUACUUACCACAAACGACUGAUAUCAUAUAAACCAUAGAUUUUAAUGGAUAAAUAAAUAAAAAAAAAAACAAGAUGUCUAUGGCAUCGUUAAGUUGCAAUAAGUAAUAUUAGAAGUUUUUUUGUAAAAUAUUUUUUUUUCUCUUAAACUUAAGUAUGUUUAUUUAAUGUUAUUUUUUUAUAUUAGUUUCUAAGAUUUUAGGUAAAAUAUCAGCUGAAUUGAUUGAACAGACGCGAUAAAGUAAAUAUUAUAAAUAAUAUAGGUUAAGUUUUUUUUUAAUAGACAACCUCUUUUUAACUGGGUAAAAAAAAUAUGGAAAUUAUCUCAUUUUAGUAUAGAUACCGAUUUUUUUGUGCACUUGACAGCUGUCAGUUUUCUAGGGAAAAUACCGUUAUACUGACUGUCAAUUGCACCAAAAAACGGUAGGAGUGUAAAGGUUUUCGUCACUUAUAUAUGUUUUUUUCUACUUUUUUAAAAAGAGGUUGUACCUGAACAAUCUUUUUAAGCUGAUUAAUAAGUAGUUUUAAUGUAAAAUGUAUUUUUCUUUCAGUGCGAAAAAUAUAAAAAAUCUAAUAAAAUAAAAUUAUGAUAUUUGUCAGAAUUUUUGUCUAUUUUUUUCUCUUCCAUCUUUUUUUUCGAAAAAUCUGUCUUUUCCCCUCGUACUUAUUUUUUAUACUCUCCGUAUAAAAUAUACUUAAAAGUAAUAGUUACCAUAUAGGUAUAAUAUAUUACUAAGUUUCUAACGAGGUAUUAAAAACUCAAAAGUUUUUGAAAAAAUAACGUAAAUGAACGAAUAUUUUUAACAUAAAAUGAUUUUUCACGAAAAAUAUUUUUUUAAGAUUUUUUUCUAUUUUGACAGAUAUCAUAAUUAUUUUCUAUCUUGUGUACUGCCGUACAUAUUAUUUUGAAUACGAGUACAAAAAUCUUAAGAAAAAAAAAAAGGAAUUUUAACAUAACAGACUAAAAAAUCACUUUAUUUACCCGACUGUACAUAGAAUGUUGCUAUUUAAAAUAAUAUUUCAAAAAAGUACAUAACUGGUCACCCAUCAUUUUGUAAGCCUUCUCAUUUUGCUUAACAUUUUGUGUAUAGUCCAUUUAGUAUAAAAAAAAUGUAGUACUUUAAAAAGAGAUAUUUUUAAAACAUUCCUGGAACUAGUGUGCUGCAUUAUUUUAUCGAAAAUUACGGUUUUUCAAUAACCGGUAAAUAUACCAACGGUUUCUGAACGUCAGAAUUACUGGAGCCACGUUGAAUAAAUUUUUCAUAAAAUAAUGGCAUACAAAACAAACAAAUUUAAAUAUCUUUUUGAAAAUUAACUACGUGGUAACACUUUAGUGAUUAAUUUGUAUAUUUACAAAUCAUUUUUUUAGGGACAACGAUAUUUUACAUCUUAAUCAAUAUUAUUGAACAACUUUGGCUGUCGUUACGGGUAGUCAGAAGCCAGUGUCUGACAACCAACCUUACUUAGCGGUAUUGGGUUGGCCGGGUAACUGGGUUGAGGAGGUUAGAUAGGCAGUCGCUCCUUGUGGCACACUGGUACUCAGCUGCAUCCGGUUAGACUGCAACCAAUUUACUUAGGCAAAGGCUAGGCAGAUGAUGAAGAAUAUUUCACAUUCAAAUAUUAAACUACUCAGAAUUUAGUUACAAAUCGACAUUUAAAUUGUCAAUAACUACAUAAAUGUGACUUUAAUUCAAAUUGUUGUCUUUGAAAAGAACUAAAAAAUAACCAAAAUAAACACUGGUGCAUAUUUUUUUUAUAAAAAACCGUAGCGCAUAGAAAUAUCGCUUGUAAUAAAUAUUAAUAUUAGAUAAAAAACUAAAUUAAUUAAAACAUUAAAACAAUAUUUAUUCGAUUAAGGUGGUGUUGUAUUUAUAUUAUUAAGUUUAAAUUUAAAAAGAAAUGUUUAAUUUAAAAUUUCCUACGCCUUAGCAAUUAACGGCUAUUCCUAAUAUUCUAUAUAAAUUUUGACGGUAGCCACAUACAAGUAAUUUCAAAUUUCUAUCAAGCAAAACAAGAGAUAUAAUAUAGAAUAUGGGUACCGGUAAUUAGAGUCUUGAAGUAUUAUUUUUAAUGCUAAGGAGUACUUUUUAAAUUGAAUGUUUUAAUUUUUUUAUGGUCAUAGUGAUUUUAAUUUUUAAUAUACAUUUACACAGUGGUCAAUUUUGAGUUUGAAUUUCAAAAGUCAAAAUUUUAAAAAGUAAAAAAACUUGCCAAGAAAGUAUGAGAUGGUGUUCAAAAAAAUAUUUAUUCCAUUUUAAGUCUACUGUGUCUUACCUCGGGGUAUUGGAUUGCCCGGGCAACUGGGUUGAGGAGGUCAGAUAGGCAGUCGCUCCUUGUAAAACACUGGUACUCAGCUGCAUCCGCUUAGACUGGAAGCCAAGCCUACAUAAAUGGGAAAAGACCAGGCAGAUGAUGAUUUAAGACCACUGUGGUUAUAGAAAUUACUGAAAAUUCUUUGUUUAGCUUAAGUUAUUAGGCAAAGGGUAGAGCAUUUGUAACUUAAGUUUAUAAAUUACAUUUACCGAACUACACGCGAAUGGCUGUGGGUUAUUUUGUAAAAUCGCUGGUGAAAAUACUACUUGUUAUUAGUCAUAUUUGUUGUAAAAUCUUGCCGUUUGUUUGUACACUUUGUCCAAGCAAUGAUUUGAACAACUAUGACUGGGCAAAGUGAACAUUGUAUAACAUUUAUUUUACCAACUUUGAUUUUUGGCAGAGUUGGAACUUGGAAAUGACCUAAAUAUUUCAUCAGCUUUAACCAUUGUAUGUAUUUUGAAGAAAAAUAAAAUAAAUAUGACUAAAAA